AUGGACCAAAACUGGAGCCCGGCUGUCCAAGUCGUCAUCAAUGGCCGUCCUCAGGCGCAAGGCCAUGGCUCUGGCGGGCUCUCGCAACGCCGGACCAGGCCAUUGUCUGUUGAUGAAGCUUUGCAGUACUCGCCUAUGUCUAGCUCGCCAGUGUUCGGCUUAGACUGCAUACUGCGCCCUGAAGUUGGCCGACCUCCCACUACCACCUCUAUCAAUCAUAUCCUUCAGUCGGGUCGAACGGUUUUGAAUGAAUUAAAUGCUGAGAUACAAUCUGGGCAUGAUGAGUCGAGUCGGUUAGAGACAUCUCGCGAAUAUCUACAGCAACUGCUUGACGGUGACCAGUUGACGGAAUUCAAGUUCAAACUUCCCCCUGGAUCUGCUCAGCCCAAGAGUUCCCUGUCUAGCCCGCCCUCAGAGCACGUUUCUGGUCGGAACGAGCUUGGCCCGUUUGCAAAGAUGAUGUUGGAUGCUACGGACAUAGCAUUUCGGUAUCCUACAUCGACGGAAGUCAAGAGUGAAAAGCCAAUGAGGAAAUCACCAGCGUGGAACGAGCAAGCGCAUCGAGCGAAUAAUGAUAUCCCAGCGUCUUACAUUCAAUCUGCUUACCCGGCAAGCCAGCUGUCUGUAGUGAUUCCUGUCAAGCCGAUACCUACUCUGAACGAUCGUGGCACUUCGAAGAAGAGAAAGCUCAGUAACGAUGUGGUGGACCUUACCAUGAUUCGACUCAAGGAUCAAAAAGAGGAGGCAGAUGCUGCUCUUGUAAAGCUACAGGACCUGUUUCAUGAGGUUUUCCAGGCAGAGGAUCAAGUUGAAGCAGAAACAACUGCUGGUGGAUCGGCCGAACGACAAGAUGCUGUUUUUUCGGUUGCUCACUCCCUUGACGUAAAUGGGCCUGUCCUCUCAUCUGAUGCUCACAGCCGUCUUCAGAAGGCCAUGAAAAAAGUUGUUGGUUUCAACCGGCUUCAGGACAUCCCAUCGGAGUACUUGAAUAGAUUACGAAAGCUUUGUGAGAGGCCAAUCGUUGCGGCACAAUCACCCGAUCUCAGGCUGGACGACCCAUCAAAUGAUUCUGAAACCCACGAGUGGCUUGAAAAAGUCGACGAUAUGCUCAAUGCUCUUCUCGCAGUGGGUACGCUGUUGCAGACAAUGUCUGGCUCUCGAACGGAAAGGGAUCUCUGUCCGGAGGAUCUGAUCGAGGCCAUUCCAAAUGUAUUCAAUCAGAUUUUCGAUCACUGCGUCAUUCCGGCAGUUGAGGCCCGCCCUGGAGGCAAAGAAGCCAGGUAUUUUGAGUUCUUCUCUUCACAGAAGCGUGUUAUAGGGGCUGUGAUCCAGCAAAGUAAAAAGAUUCUUGGACUGUUUGCCGACUUUCUGUCACGCAUUGAUGUUUCUGAAGGGACAAUCACCGCAACUGAGUUUUUCGCUGCAAAGCUAAUUUUCGUGGAAAAUGCGCAUUCCGAAAAGGACUCUGCUGUCGGCUAUCAAAAGUAUGAAUCAGUUCGCCGCGGAGCCAUGGAUGUCCUGGCAAAGAUUUUCUCCAGGUAUCCUGCUCAGCGUCCAUUCAUUCUUGACGAGAUUCUUGUUUCUCUGGAAAAGCUUCCGUCUACGCGGCAGAGUGCCCGGCAAUUCAAGCUCGCCGAUGGUAAGAGUAUUCAGCUUCUGACUGCGUUGGUCAUGCAGCUUGUCCAGACCACUGCCCUUGACACUCCAUCCAAAACACGAAAAACGAAGCGUAAGCUCUCGGCUGGCGAUGAUGACGAAGAGUCACUUGAAAAUGAGGAAGACUCGGACGAAGACGACGAUGAGGAUCAAACAGAUGCGUCUCUAGAGCGUCUCGCAACGAAAGUCAAUCGUCUCUAUGAUAAUGCGGUCCGCAGUGCGCAGUACAUCGUCAAGUUCAUAGUUCAACGUGCAAUGACAUCUACCAAGACUGGCGACCAACCCUUUCGGAACAUUCUCGAUAUCUUCACCGAGGAUCUGAUUGGUGUCCUGGGCUCAACAGAUUGGCCGGCGGCUGAACUGCUUCUUCGCAUCAUGGCGUCUCACAUGGUUGGUAUUGCAGAUCUUGAUAAGAGUCCUGCCACUGCGAAAAGCAUGGCUCUGGAGCUUCUGGGUUGGAUGGGAUCCGCCAUAUCCGAUCUAGUAGUGACCGCUCAGCACUUGCUUCCUUCGAUGGAAGAGUCCGACAGUGAUCUCAGCGUCUAUUUGAGACAGUUGUUUGAGGACUACUCCAACCAUGCCUUACAUCCUCAAGAUCUAGUUGUGCCAGAAGGUCCGUAUCGAAUAGCUUUCGAGUACUUUCUUCAGGCCCAGUCAUCGGACAACUGGCAGCUCUCCAGUGCUCGGGGUUAUUACUUGGCACAAUGGGCAAAGACCGUCUGCUCGGUCUAUUAUAACUCCGAAGACAAGGACGAUGUUCCUGACGACGACGCUACUGAGAGCCUCAUUGUUCUCUUGACGAAGUUGUUCUCCGAGCCGCUGUGGUUGGAAACUCAUAGACACUUCGAUAGGAUAUCAACCGCUCAUGGGCGGUUCGCAUACAUUUUGACUGUUUUAAACUCGAGCUUUUGCAAGGCUUUUGACACAAUCCUGAAAGUCCUCCUCAAUUCGAUUGCCAGCGACCAGGCAAAGGUUCGCAGUCGGAGUCUUAAAAGCGUGAUCUACAUGCUCGAAAAAGACCCGAGUCUUCUAGACAGAGACGCAUCAGUCAUGCGUGUUAUCCUUCGAUGUGCUACGGAUGCCUCGCCGAUGGUUCGAGACUCGGCACUUUCGCUGAUCGCCAAAUGCAUUGCUCUCAAACCGAAGUUGGAAGAGGAUGGGUGCAGGAGCAUCCUGACUUGCGCAGCCGAUCCUACAGCCGGUGUGAGGAAGCGCUGCAUUGGGCUGCUGAAAGAUAUUUAUCUCAAGACGUCUCGCACCGAAUUGAAGCUGGCUAUAGUGGAUAGCUUUCUCCAACGGACAACGGAUACAGAAGAAAGCGUAGCCACUUUGGCGCGUCAGACUUUCGAGGAGAUCUGGCUUACCCCGUUUCAUGAGCUUAUCGAUUCGUCACAGGAUGGCUCGAAGCUCAAGGUUGGUCUAGGGGAGCGGGUCACGCUGAUUGUAAGCUUGGUCCAGCGCAGCGAGACCGCUCUCGACACAUUAGGGGUUUGUUUGAGAAAGAUUAUAUCGGACAAUUCCAAGACGGCCUCAUUGAACUUCAAGGUUUGCAAAGCGAUGGUUGCAACGAUGUUCGAAAAAUUAGUUGAAGAUGAGGGCUCGGAAAAGGAGUUUCAGCAGGCUCUCCUUCAAACAAUCACAGUAUUUGCCAAGGCAAAUGCGAAGCUAUUCAGCCCUGACCAACUGGAGACUCUUCACCCUUACAUCGGCAAUCUUACCACUGCGGAGGAUUUGUUCAUUUUCAGAUCUGUGGUGGUGAUCUAUCGCUGUGUCCUGCCGUACCUUUCGUCCGCUCACAACACUCUUCUAAAGGAAGUGCAAAACGACCUUUUCAAAAGCGUGGCGAAACUUGCUCGUUCAGAGCUCAACGAGGUUAUGGCCUGUUUGUGGACCAUCAAUGGCGUUUUGCGCAACACCGACAGACUCGUGAAACUGACCAUAUCGGUUCUAAAACCGAUUCAACAUUACAAAAACGUUGAUCUUGCAGAUAAUGCUAAUUCGGCUAUUGUGGCCAGAGCUAAGAGCUAUAUUCGAAUUGCCGGUUGCGUCGGGCGGCAUUGUGAUCUCGAGAAGUACGAACCUCAUUUCAAGAACGCUUUUCCCGCUUGGAAAGGCGGAUCGGUGGCUGGCUUGAUGGUCGACUCCAUUGUGCCUUUCACUCUCCCACAACAGCCUCUGGAACUCAGGGUUAUGGCGUUAGAGAGUGUGGGCUCUAUAUGCCAGUCCUGGCCCGCUCAGUUCAGCCGAGAUGAGCCGAGAAAGAUUCUUUCGAUGGUCUUCAAAGAAGACAAUGCAAGUCUUCAGAAUAUCGUCCUGAAAUCCUUUGCGGAAUUUUUCGCCAUGCACGAGGGCAAAGCAGAAAAAUCAGUCGUCCCGUCUGCUGAAAAAGCGGAUCAGGAGAACUCCACCAGAUUGGGUGGCUCAUUAAAAGCGAGUGACAACGACGGGGCUGCCGCUCUGAUAGCUCAACACUUCCUACAGAGCAUGCUCCGAGUCGCGCAAUCUCGGCAGGACGCAUAUGCUCUCACUGCCAUUGAAUUAAUUGCUAGCAUUAACCGUCAAGGACUGGUUCAUCCCAAAGAAUGCGCAGGCGUGUUGGUUUCACUGGAGACAUCCACCGUGCCAGCCAUUGCCAAGGUUGCGUUUGACACGCACAAGAUGCUGCAUCAACAGUAUGAGUCGAUGUUCGAAAGAGAAUAUAUGAGGGCGGUUCAGGAGGCUUUCUAUUACCAGCGCGAUGUGGUCGGUGAUUCUAGCGGCGCUUUGGCCCGACCUUACGUUGCAAAAUUAGCACCGCUUUUUGAUAUUAUCAAGACCAGUAACAGUCGAUAUCAGAAGAAAUUUCUGUCCAACCUGUGUUCGAAGGUAGACUUCGAAUUGAAGAAGCUCGAUAGCUCUGCGGACCCGCCAGAGCAUCUUCUACUUGCACGAUUUUUGUCUCAAAACCUGGCGUUCUUCGAUUAUGGCCAGCUUGCUGAGCUGGUCUCAGCUGUUGGGUGCAUGGAGCGCAUUGUUUCCGCGACAGGAACGGUUGUAGCCCAUUCGAUUGAAACAGAGAUUUUCCCGCCUAGGGUGGAGGCACCACUGGGAGAACUGUCAACCGAACCUGUACCACAAAGACCAGUCAACCCAGAGCCUCUACCACAGGUCAAACCGUCCGUGUUACGGCAACUGGCUACAGCAGCAGCAUCGCUCUCAAUGCUUUGGGAGGCCCGAACAUAUCUUCGCCGUCUGUAUGGGAUACACGCCCAUGUACGAGACAAGGAAGGUAAAGCUACGGCCAAGGAGCUGAACAAGUCCGCCACCAAAGUGCAAGGAGUGACCGGCGACAAGUUUUGGGACGCCAUAUCUCGGAACAUGGGAGCACUGAAUAGCGAAGAACAAAUGAUCAGCAAAUGUCGAGAAUUCGCCACUUUGCUUGCGAUCGAUGAUGAGUUCAAGGUUGGUGAGGACAAGGAUGCCGAAGGCGACAGCUUCGACGGUGUCGCUGAUCUUGACGACCCGGGGGCUGGUCCAGGGUCCGCCGGUGGGCAGCGACCUGGCAAACGGAAGAAUUCUGUUUCUGGUCAAAAUCUUGCGAAGCGGCCCCGGGGAAGAAAGAGCGGCUCCGGCAAGAAAAGAGCCAGCACGGAGCCAGACGAUGACAUGGAUUGGAGCUGA
Messenger RNA from Aspergillus thermomutatus, 5316 nucleotides. RefSeq names its product putative sister chromatid cohesion protein Mis4. Gene Ontology annotation, cellular component: Scc2-Scc4 cohesin loading complex. The transcript has 5 exons. The record is from RefSeq and is a predicted model, not a curated record. The coding region runs from base 1 to 5316 and encodes 1771 amino acids. Gene Ontology annotation, biological process: establishment of mitotic sister chromatid cohesion; replication-born double-strand break repair via sister chromatid exchange; establishment of protein localization to chromatin. NCBI's taxonomy places the organism in Eukaryota, Fungi, Ascomycota, Eurotiomycetes, Eurotiales, Aspergillaceae. Gene Ontology annotation, molecular function: chromatin binding.